CGGCAAACCGGAAAAGGAAACCACAGCUUCCGCCAAAACAAGCCAGAUAAUUCCGAGUCGUUCUUUUACAUUUGCAGUACUGGUAUUACAGUUGCGAGAAUUAAACACUUGUUGAUGAUUUUGCUGUCAGCGUACAUGUUUUGGUCGGCACUGGUAAGCAUUAGCUGCGAGCCAGAAGCUUGCUAAUAGAAUAACAAGGACAGGCUCCAUUUCGGCUCCACGGUUCGGCGUCCGGAGCGGCAAGUCAGUCAUAGAAAUCAAAGUGUGGUGGGCUUGGUAGUUUUCGCUCCAAACAAACGAUGAGCUCAGAGGAGACCGCAGCGUCCAGCAAAGCUUCCCCUCCGGAGGAUGAUGGCAUGACGUGGUGGUACCGGUGGCUUUGCAAAAUAGCCGGUGUCCUGGGAGGAAUAUCGUGCGCCAUUGCAGGAGUCUGGAACUGUGUCACGGUGAACCCUCUCAACAUCGCCGCCGGAGUGUGGAUGGUGUUGAACGCCUUUGUGUUGUUCCUGUGCGAGGUGCCCUUCUGCUGCCAGUUCAUCGAGUUCGCCAACGCCGUGGCGGCCCGCGCCGACCGCUUCCGACCCUGGCAGAAAUCCUUCUUCUACUGCGGGAUGGCGCUCUUCCCCAUCUUCCUGAGUUUCUCCUUCACCACGCUGUUCGGCAACGCCAUCGCCUUCGCCACCGGGGUCCUCUACGGCCUGGCGUCUCUCGGCAAAAAGGGGGACGCGGUGACGUACGCCCGGUUGCAGCAUCACAAGCAGGCCGACGAGGAGAGGAUGAGCGGCGCCGUCGAGUGAGGCCCACCCGGCCGCCGCCACCUUUGGUCCCGUCCUCGCCGGCGACGCUCUUCCCAAGCCCUCCCCUUAUUUAUUUCUCUCCUCCUCCUUUUAGCGGACAUGGAUGUGAGUGGAGUGAGCAUGAUGGCGAUGUUUGUCAUUGUUCCAAUUCUGGUUUGCAUUCUUUUGGCCGCUCGCUUGUUACGUGUGAAGCGGGGCGUCCGUUUUGCGACGCCUCUCUUUCAGGACCCGAAGCGUCGUCGUGUGGAUUGUAUUGUUUGUGCGCUAAAGAUUUUAUUGUGGCUUUAUUGCACCUUUUAAGUCUCAACCUCUGCCUUUCCUGAUCCACGACUUGGAAUGUAUUAUUUAUUUUUUAACCUCAAAAAUUAAAAGAGCGUUUUAUUUUUGCUUAACGGAUGAUAUCAAGCUCGACUUUUGCUCGCUCGGAAUGGAAACCGACACUCUUGAAAAAGGAUGACACUAUUUGAGGAAAUGCUAUUGAACUCGCUCUUACUGAACUUUGAGUCCAUUGAAAAGGGACUAAUUGAUUGAUUGGUGUGUUCUUAUUUGUAAUGUAUUAUUUGUGUCUUUGCUUGUGGUUCUCCAUAACAUUAAGGGAAGUUUGUCAGGCAACGUUUACAGCAAUUUUGUCAGCUAACGUCCGUCUCCUUGGCCUCUCAGGUACGCGGGCACCAGUAAACACACACGCACAUAUUGUUAAGCCUCGUGUUGUUUUGGUCUUGAAAUCCUGACAUUGUGUGCUGUGACAUGAAUCCUCUUCUUGCUCAAUUAAACCAAUGUGCGACUA
Messenger RNA from Syngnathus typhle (broad-nosed pipefish), 1584 nucleotides. RefSeq names its product calcium channel flower domain containing 1 (gene cacfd1). Lineage: Eukaryota; Metazoa; Chordata; Actinopteri; Syngnathiformes; Syngnathidae. The coding region runs from base 300 to 797 and encodes 165 amino acids. The record is from RefSeq and is a predicted model, not a curated record. The transcript is spliced from 5 exons. Gene Ontology annotation, biological process: vesicle-mediated transport. Gene Ontology annotation, cellular component: membrane.